This is a messenger RNA of Octopus bimaculoides (California two-spot octopus), 527 nucleotides long. Its product is annotated as protein FAM32A-like. The record is from RefSeq and is a predicted model, not a curated record. NCBI's taxonomy places the organism in Eukaryota, Metazoa, Mollusca, Cephalopoda, Octopoda, Octopodidae. Gene Ontology annotation, cellular component: nucleolus.
UAUUAUAAAUGUGUGCCCUCACACCUUCGUAACAAAACCCUGGUAUAUGAAAUUACAUAGUUUGAGAAAAGAGGGUUGUUGAGAUUGUUGUGACUGAUACUCAACUUGAAUAUCAAAUGAAAAAGGAGAGAAAACACAGUGUACUCUGCAACAAGCAUCCAAUGACCAAAUGCUGCUGUCAAACCAGCUGGAAAAGUUCUGGAUCCAAAUCAAAAAAAUUGAAGAAAUCACUGGAAAAAGUUUCCAGUGACUCAGAAGUUCUAGAUCCUUCUCUUCGAAAUGUUGUUGAAAAACAGACAAAAGCUGAAUUAGCUUUUGAAAAAGCUCGUGACAAAAGGUUAGUUGAACAGAUUGUGGAACGUGCCUCCAAGUCACACAAGGAACGAAUUAUGGAUUUCAACCGACACUUGGACACUCUCACUGAACACUUUGAUAUUCCCAAAGUCAGCUGGACAAAAUGAAAGAUCCACAAGGCUUCAUCUCAUUUUUUUUGUACAGAACAUCUGAUAAUAAAUUUUUUUAAGCUA